Mesoplodon densirostris (Blainville's beaked whale) is the source of this 989-nucleotide messenger RNA. RefSeq names its product cytosolic iron-sulfur assembly component 2A (gene CIAO2A). Bases 165 to 647 code for a protein of 160 amino acids. Lineage: Eukaryota; Metazoa; Chordata; Mammalia; Artiodactyla; Ziphiidae. The transcript is spliced from 5 exons. The record is from RefSeq and is a predicted model, not a curated record.
GGUCCUUCGCGAUACUCCGUCCGGUCCCGCCUAUUCUCUACUCCCCUGGACCUUUAGGCUUGUCUUGGCCCGUUUGAAGACCAGGAAGUUGAUAAGUCCCGAGGCUCGCUGCUGAGAGACGGUGGCUCGGGUGGGACAGUCGCCAGGGAUGGCGGAGCGUAAGGAUGGAGCGGGUGUCCGGACUGCUCUCCUGGACGCUGAGCAGAGUCCUGUGGCUGUCGGGCCUCUUUGAGCGGGGAGCUGCCCGGCAGCCCCGGAUCAUGGAAGAGAAAGCGCUUGAAGUUUAUGAUUUGAUUCGAACUAUCCGGGACCCAGAGAAACCCAAUACUUUAGAAGAACUGGAAGUGGUAACGGAAAGUUGUGUGGAGGUUCAGGAGAUAAAUGAAGAAGACUAUUUGGUUAUUAUCAGGUUCACGCCAACAGUACCUCAUUGCUCUUUGGCGACUCUUAUUGGGCUGUGCUUAAGAGUUAAACUUCAGCGGUGUUUACCGUUUAAACAUAAGUUGGAAAUCUACAUUUCUGAAGGAACCCACUCAACAGAGGAAGAUAUCAACAAGCAGAUAAAUGACAAAGAGCGAGUGGCAGCUGCGAUGGAGAACCCCAACUUACGGGAAAUCGUGGAACAGUGUGUCCUUGAACCUGACUAAUAGCUGUUUUAAGAGCCACUGAACUGGAAUCAUUUGAUAUAUUUGUUUAAACUCUUUGUAAAAUGUAAAAGACUCAUGUUUAAUAUGUAGGUGAUUUGUACCUCAGUGCAUUUUUUUAUAGGAUGAUUUCCAAGCAAGAUUUAAUUAUAAGGUAGUACCUAGUUUGUUCAGUGUUUAACAUUCUCAGGAUUUGUAACACUUAAAUGAUCGACAGAAAAAUAUUUUCUAGUAAUUAUGUAUCAGAUGAGUUACUAUUUUUCUGAUGCCCAUUCUGAUACAACUGUUUUUCAUGUCAAAUAUUUACUGUGCCCAAAUGUAUUCAGUUUAAAUCAUUACUCUGUA